Messenger RNA from Cricetulus griseus (Chinese hamster), 969 nucleotides. The record is from RefSeq and is a predicted model, not a curated record. Lineage: Eukaryota; Metazoa; Chordata; Mammalia; Rodentia; Cricetidae.
UCUUAGUCAGAUGACCGGGAUUCCAAAAGGGAUUCCCUUGAGGAGGGGGAGCUGAGAGAUCACCGAAUGGAAAUCACCAUCAGGAACUCACCAUAUAGAAGAGAGGAUUCUAUGGAAGACAGAUAAUGUGUGAUCUCACACGUUCUUACUUGGCCAUGAAACCAUUACCACAAUCAAGAAAAUGAACAAAUGGACAUCCCCUUCCUUAAAGACAGACAAUUUUGUUCUACAGACAAGAGGAGAGGAAGAUGAUUCUCUGGCCAUUAAACCACCCCAGCAAAUGUCUCGGAAAGAAAAAGCCCACCACAGAAAAGAUGAGAAGAGAAAAGAGAAGCGUAGACAUCGUAGCCAUUCAGCAGAGGGAGGGAAGCACGCUAGAGUGAAAGAAAAAGAAAGAGAGCAUGAACGUCGGAAGCGCCAUCGAGAAGAACAAGAUAAAGCUCGCCGAGAAUGGGAAAGACAGAAGAGGAGGGAAAUGGCAAGAGAACAUUCCAGGAGAGAGAGGGACCGCCUGGAGCAGUUAGAAAGGAAGAGGGAGCGGGAGCGCAAGAUGAGGGAGCAACAGAAGGAACAGCGGGAACAGAAGGAGCGGGAACGGAGGGCAGAAGAGCGCCGCAAAGAGAGAGAAGCACGUAGGGAAGUCUCUGCACAUCACCGUACCAUGAGGGAGGACUACAGUGAUAAGGGAAAGGUUGGCCACUGGAGCCGCAGCCCUCUACGGCCACCACGGGAGCGCUUUGAGCUGGGAGACAACCGUAAGCCAGUAAAAGAAGAGAAAAUGGAAGAACGAGACCUUCUGUCAGACCUACAGGACAUCAGUGACAGUGAGAGGAAAACUAGCUCAGCCGAGUCUUCAUCAGCAGAAUCAGGCUCAGGUUCUGAGGAGGAGGAGGAGGAAGAAGAGGAAGAGGAAGAAGAGGAAGAAGGGAGCACCAGUGAAGAAUCAGAGGAGGAGGAGGAGGAGGAAGA